UGUGGCAAAGUAGAAAAUCUGUUAAUUAAGGCGCGUGUGAAAAGUGUGAAAAUCUGCAUUUAAACUGCAAAAUCAGCGAAACGGAAGAGGCGGCACUGGCCAAAGCCAUAAAAAGUGAAAAUUAUCUGUUCAAAGUGGAGUGGAAUGGAAACUUAAUUCUUGCGCCGCAACAGGAAAUAACCAUUGCCAAGCAAGAAAAGAUUUUAAACAUCUCUUCGAGAGUAGAAGGGAGUGGAGUUUCUUUCCCAUUUGGAGGUGAAGAACAGCCGAGAAAACAAAGCCACGAAAAAUAAAGCUACGAAUUCCAAACGAAAAUGAAAGCUGGCCGCGCCUUCGGCUGCCUCUUCUGGGCCCUGCUCUAUUGUGUGCUCUAUUUGGACCUGGUCAGCGGAAAUUCCAUGGACGAUGAACUCUUGGACUUCGAUUUUGCCGACCCGAAAGAUGCUGCCAGCCAGGACGACUGGCAGCUGGACGAUCUGGAAGAUCAGCAGGCCCAGCAAUCGCAGCAGGCUGAGAAGAAACUAGAGUCCAAUAUGUUGGACUUCAGCGUGGAUCUGGACGAGCCGGAACCGGAACUACCGCCCUUCGAUUGGCGGGAGAAGGCUCUGCGAACAGCCCUGGCCAAGGCCUUGGGCGACGAGGGACUGCGUCAGAAGUUCACAGAAGUAAUGCCUAUUCUUAGGGUUCUGUCUCAUCAGCAGAGACUGGCCUUGUCAGCCCUCAUAUCCGCACAGAUGAAUGCCAAGAAAGGCCAUGAUCUCAAACUGGAGCAGGUCCGCAUGAUGUUUGGCAAUGACAAGAAACUUCUACUUCCCAUUGUCUUUGAUCUGGCCAACCUGGUGAAGAGCGCCACCCACAAAUACAUCAAUCUUGGAUCCGAUCUGGCCUCGUCCGCCCUGUUCCGUCACGCCCCCAUUGACAGGCGGGAGGAUCAAUUAACCACGGAUGAGACGGAGCAGGAUAACCAAGUAGGCACCAUUUCGGUGAAUGCCGAGCCCAAGGAAGAUCAACCGGUCGAAGCGAAGGAUUCUGAAUCCAUGGAAAACUUCUUUGACGAGGUUCAGUCAGAGGUGUUGGAUCCGCAGAUGAUCAAUGAGGCUUUGCAGUCGGAUUUGCAUAAUGAAACAAAGGCCACUCAGCCGGAUAACCAUAAUCAUAGAGUUCGUCGCUCAGCAAAUGAAUUUAUUCACAAGCUUCCCAGAUCUGUGCCGCUUUCAGUGACGGAACAGCAACUGAUGGGUGGCAGUGCCGGAAGAACCGUAAGGCUGAACACGACCGCCUUCCAACAGCCUAGUAGCUCCCCUACCGAAGAGAGCGGCUCCGUUUCCACCACCAGUCAGUCCUAUGUGGAGAUCGAGGACCUGGCCUUUGCAGGACUAAAUGGCACUGAGCUUCCCCUGAAUGCAGAUGAACGUUUGGAUCUGCAGCGAAGCAGUGGCGAGGUUGGGGAUGAAGCUCUUCCCAAUCCCGAAGAACUCAUUGCCGGUCCCAGAUAUCGCCUAGGAAAACGCCCACCGGGUCAGAAGUCCAUUCCGCCCAUCAAAAGGAAGCGCGUCCAGGCAGCUUCUAGCCGUGGAAGACCCAAGACUGCCGCCAGCUCCCACAAGCCCGUGGUUUCGCCGCCGCACAAGAAAUGCGAAAGAUUCACCAGCAGCAUGUGCAUCCGCACCGAUGACUAUCCGCUUGAACAGAUCAUGGGCAGCAUUCGGCGGCACAAGAACGCCAUGUCCGCUCUCCUGGCAGAGUUCUACGACAGACCCAAUAACAACCUGGAGUUUGGCGAUGAAUUUGAUGACUUUAGUUUGAGCAAAAAGAGGCGUGAGGACGAGGGCAGUGCCGGUGGCAUGUGCCAAAGUGUAGUUCGCUAUGCUCGACCCCAAAAGGCCAAAUCCGCUUCGGGAGAAUGGAAAUAUAUUGUCAAUACUGGCCAGCACACGCAAACAUUGCGCUUGGAAAAGUGCAGCAAUCCCGGAGAGAGUUGCUCCUACCUGGCCCAGACCUAUCGCUCGCACUGCUCCCAGGUGUACAAUUACCAUCGCCUGCUGAGCUGGGACAAAGUGCGUGGCCUCCACGUGGACAUCUUCAAGGUGCCCACUUGUUGCUCCUGCCAGGUGGAUGGCUAUCGCCAGCAGUUCCCGCCUCUGUCCUCCAUCCAGGCCAAAGACUACUCUCCUCUGGUAACCGCCAAUAACAAUGGCUAUAGCACCAUUAACGAGGAGGAUCUGGACUACGCGGAUGAAAGUGGAGAAGAUGAGCUGGGCCUGGGUCUGCGCUAUCCAACUUAUAAUAACCGGGAUAACAACGAGCUGUAUGCCAGCAGCAAGAAGGUUAGAGUAAAGCUGCCAGGGAUUACUACCAGUGUGGGUCCAUAUCUCAGUCCACCCGAUGACGACGACGACGAUCGGUAUUCCGGGAGCUACAAGAGCCCCAGCUCUGGCUCCAGUGUCAGCUCCAGUUCCAAGAAGUAUUACAGCCAGGUGAGCCGCCGGCGGCCACAGCACUCGGAGGCCCGUCUGGACUUGGAUUUGGCGCCGAGCGAGACGCACGCGGACCAAGAGGUAAACCUAUUUGCUGGGCCACCAGAGAAGCAGCGUGCCCCGCUCAAUCGCAAGCGUAUUUAUGCCUCCACCCACACAGCCCCCACCACAUCAACAUCAACCGCAGCAUCAUCAUCGUUUGGAGGAGGAUCUGCCAGCCGCCUCCCCGUACGAUUUCCACAGACCACAAGCCUACCAGCCCGAACGGGAACAGCGGCCGUUAGCUCCAGUUUCAGUUUCAGCCCUGGCGCCAGUAGCGCCUCAGCCCAUGCCCCCCAUGCCCAUCAAACAGUUGUUGCAUCCGCAACCGCUGCACCACCUCACCCUGCCGGUGUCGGGCAGCGGUCGCGACCCCGCUUCUAUGCACCACCAGCCCCACCAGCAGCGACGACGAACAUACCCAUCCAGCAAGUGGUUGCCGGCUCAGCGGCGACAAUUUCGACCGAGCGUACCCCUCAGUGGGAGGGAGAAUGGGAACGGGAGCGGGAUCAGUCGACGACACUACCACAACCACCGGCCGUCUAUCCAGUAAGCUCGAUCUUCGCCAGCGGUGGCGGCAGUGAGGCAUCGGGCAAGCGAAUCAACUACAACUAUCAUCCCAUAAUCGACUUCUUUGAGAAGAAUCGCAAGGCAGAAUCGCAGGCGGUGGCAGAAGAAUCCCGUGUGGUGGAGCAGCGUGUCUUUCCGGAGAAGAGCACAAGGAAGGGCAUGGGAAUGGGCACGGAGACCAUCACAGGAAUAUAUCAGCAUCCCAUACCCAUACCUACCACCCACGAACGGCGCAUGGGCUACGGGGCUGGUGGUGCGGGUGGUGCAGGUGCCGGUGGUGCAGGUGCUGUGGGUGGUGGUGACAAUGCCUGGAAGCCCAUGGUUGUGGAGUAGCUUUUAAGUCGCAUGAAACCGAUCCGGUCCCAAAAAUCAUUAAUCUAACGUAUUAACGCUGAUAGCUCGUAAUCUUCGCCCUGUUCUCGCCAAGGAGCCUAAUCUUGUAGUUCUCUCUAGUAUGCUCCUAAUCUCAAGACCCUACUUGCCUCCCUCCUCUAAUAUUUAACCAAUUACGUUUAUUUAUUUAUUUAUUUUGUAGUGAGUAGUGCGAAAAUUAAGAUAUGACCCCGUUGUUGGGGAGGUUCAAUGGUCACAGCUUG
This is a messenger RNA of Drosophila bipectinata, 3682 nucleotides long. It is a transcript of the gene NT1, whose product is annotated as Neurotrophin 1. Lineage: Eukaryota; Metazoa; Arthropoda; Insecta; Diptera; Drosophilidae. The record is from RefSeq and is a predicted model, not a curated record. Gene Ontology annotation, molecular function: growth factor activity; Toll binding. Gene Ontology annotation, cellular component: extracellular region. Gene Ontology annotation, biological process: central nervous system formation; innate immune response.